Molecule: messenger RNA, 5960 nt
Organism: Syngnathoides biaculeatus (alligator pipefish)
Lineage: Eukaryota; Metazoa; Chordata; Actinopteri; Syngnathiformes; Syngnathidae
Gene: clcn2a
Product: chloride channel, voltage-sensitive 2a
Exons: 24
Coding region: 106-3156 (1016 amino acids)
Biological process (GO): chloride transport; transmembrane transport
Cellular component (GO): membrane
Molecular function (GO): voltage-gated chloride channel activity
Source: RefSeq, a predicted model, not a curated record
UGUAUCCUGUGGUUUGUUAAGAAGAAUUUCUUCUGCUUCUGUUGUGGUCAUCUAACAUUAAUGUGAAACAUGUACAGUGAACAAGCUUCACGAUUGUAAAUCUAAAUGAUUGUGGCCAAUGAACUCUGUGUAAAAUCUUUCUGCCACGUACAGAUGUAUGGGCGCUACAGCCAGGAACUGGGAGUCUACGCCAAGGCGGAAGCGGCCCGCCUACGGGAUGGCGGCGUGCGGAACGGUGGAGGUCAGCGGUGGAACAGCGGAGUACGAAGUCGCGCAGCAGACCUGCAAGAGUACCAAAAAGACCCAUGUACAAAGUGCCAGUCGUGUGCAUCCAGAUGCCAGAAGUUCCUGAUCUCGCGGGUGGGUGAGGACUGGAUCUUCCUCAUUCUGCUGGGGCUGCUGAUGGCGCUGGUCAGCUGGGUCAUGGAUUACGCCAUCGCCUUCUGCCAAGAAGCACAGAAGUGGAUGUACGGCGGCCUGGACAGCAAUCUGCUCCUGCAGUACAUCGCCUGGGUCAGUUACCCCGUGGUGCUCAUCACGUUCUCUGCAGGAUUUACCCAGAUCCUGGCUCCUCAAGCCGUGGGCUCAGGCAUUCCUGAGAUGAAGACCAUCCUGAGGGGAGUGGUCCUCAAGGAGUACUUGACUUUUAAGACGUUUGUGGCCAAGGUCAUCGGGCUCACAUGCGCCCUGGGCAGCGGAAUGCCUCUGGGAAAGGAGGGGCCUUUCGUCCAUGUUGCCAGCUUGUGCGCUGCCCUUCUCAGCAAAUUUAUGGCUGCUCUUUUUGGUGGCAUAUACAUGGAAGAACCCUUUGAAGGAAGCAAGAACGAGCUGCGAAACACUGAAAUGCUGUCCGCCGCUUGUGCCGUGGGUGUGGGGUGCUGCUUUGCUGCGCCUAUUGGAGGGGUGUUGUUCAGCAUCGAGGUUACGUCGACGUUUUUCGCGGUGAGGAACUACUGGAGGGGCUUCUUCGCUGCUACCUUCAGUGCCUUCAUCUUCCGAGUGCUGGCCGUGUGGAACCAGGAAGAAGAGACCAUCACUGCUCUCUUUAAGACUCGCUUCCGACUGGACUUCCCCUUUGACCUUCAGGAGCUUCCGGCCUUCGCCGUCCUCGGGAUCGCCUGCGGUUUCGGGGGAGCCCUUUUUGUCUACCUGAACAGGCUCAUCGUGGAGUGCAUGAGGAAGCAGAAGACCAUUAACAAGCUCUUGCUGAGGAAGCGUUUGGCGUAUCCGGCGCUUGUCACCCUGCUGGUGUCCACCCUCACGUUCCCGCCAGGCUUCGGGCAGUUCAUGGCAGGCCAGCUGACACAGCACGAGUCGCUGGUGGCGCUGUUUGACAACCGCACGUGGUGCCGCCAGGGCGUGGCCGAGGAGUUCGACUACAUCAGUCACCACCACGGCUGGAAGCACCCCCAGGUCAACGUCUUCAUCACGCUCAUCCUCUUCAUUGUCAUGAAGUUCUGGAUGUCUGCCGUGGCCACCACCAUGCCUGUUCCUUGUGGGGCCUUCAUGCCGGUUUUCCUCAUCGGUGCAGCAUUUGGCAGACUCGUCGGAGAGAGCAUGGCUGCCAUGUUUCCUGGUGGUAUCCAUGCCGACGGCAGCGUGUACCCCAUCGUGCCUGGGGGUUAUGCUGUAGUGGGUGCCGCAGCGCUGUCCGGGGCCGUCACCCACACCGUCUCCACCGCGGUCAUCGUCUUUGAACUGACCGGUCAGAUCUCGCAUAUCCUGCCCGUGAUGAUCGCGGUGAUCCUGGCUAACGCCGUGGCCCAGGCGCUGCAGCCAUCGCUGUACGACUCCAUCAUCCGCAUCAAGAAGCUGCCGUAUCUUCCGGAGUUGGGCAUGGGGCAUCACGAGAAGUAUAAUAUCCGCGUGGAGGACAUCAUGGUGCGGGACGUCCGCUUCAUCACGCUCACCUCGUCCUAUCGAGAGCUGCAGGAGAUGUUGGUGACCGGUCAGCUCAAGACGCUCGCCUUGGUUGAAUCUCGAGACUCCAUGAUCCUCCUGGGCUCCAUCGAAAAGCUUCAGCUCCAGUCUUUGCUCUCGCUGCAGCUGAGCCGCCAGCGCCGCCUGACCCACCUGCGCCAGCUGGUCCUGGACAGCGACGCCAACGACAACCUGACCAGCCUCACAAGCCUGACCGGCGACAGCGCCCCCCCUUCUCCGCGCAGCAGCAAUGCUCAUCAAGGGGUUCGCUUCCUGAUCUCCACAGAGGAGUCAUCCUCCUUCAGCCCGGUGGGCUCCAACAUCCAGCUUCCUCUUAAAUCGGCACUGAAAAGCGUAUCGGCCGUCAGCAACGCCGACACGCCCAACGGCUCUCAGACACUGUCCUGUGCUGACGCAGACAAGGAGCUCUUAGAGAAGAGUCCAUCUGAGUCGGCCCCGUCUAAAAGAAGGAAGGCAAAACGUGUGAGGAUCUCCAUGGCGGAAUCAACUGAAGUAGAAGAUUGUAUGAGCCCAACUGAGAUUGCCGAGUGGGAGGAGCAGCAGCUGGACCAGCCGCUGGAUUUUAAGAACUCCAAGAUUGACCCGGCUCCGUUCCAGUUAGUGGAGCAAACCUCCCUGCAUAAGACCCACACCAUCUUCUCCCUGCUGGGUCUGGAUCACGCCUACGUGACCAGCAUGGGUCGUCUGGUUGGUGUCGUGUCUCUCAAAGAGCUCCGUAAGGCCAUCGAGGGCUCGGUGACGGUGACCGGGGUGAAAGUGCGCCCCCCUUUGGCCAGUUUCCGUGACAGCGGCAACACCAGCAGCAUCUCCGAGGUAACGGAGCUCCACAAGCUGUGCAUUCGCCACCGGGGACUCUCGUUGCCGCGGGAACCCCACCCGCCGGACCAGGUGGAGGACCAGUCGGACGUGGCGUACCAGGAAAUGCCCGUCGACGUGUCCCAGCAGACCGGCUUACGGUUCAAAGCCGGCCCGGGCGAGGUGCCGCAUCCUUCGUCGGAGCUCCAGGAGAGCCCGUCAUUCACCGAGGACCAAUCGGACUUUACCUUUGACUGCAGCCCCUCCCACACCGAGGAGUCCGAGCUGGUUUGUGACUUUGAGCCACCGCCGGGCCACACUUCUGAGGCAGACCAAGGGGAGGAAGGAAACGGGAGUUCACCUCUGGACCAAUCAGAACCUGAGGGUGGGAGACCAAUCGCCAACGUCCAAUCAGAGUGAUAAAUGUUGACGUUGCAGCCGUUUGUAUACCUAUAGUACCAUCGUUGGGAAUGACUCCCUAUCCAGUAUUUAACAUCCUAAAUACGCUAGUGGGUUUGGCAUUUUUAAGGCUGUUUAAAUGUAUUAAACGUAUCCUGACAUCAGUGGUUCUUAAACAUUUGACACCAAGUGACAAACAUUACAAUUGAUUUAUAAUUCCUAAAAAGUGCAUUUCUUAUUAAUGUCAGCAACAUGCAGAUACAUAACAAUUACUCCUAGGCAUAUUCUUUAUCCUCUGCAAAAACAAAUAUUAUUACUGCAGCUUAUUGAGUCAGUAUAACUAUGUUAUACUGCCCCCUGGUGGCCAAGUCUCGCACAGCAAAAGGAGCUGCAAUGAAUUACUCAUGAGACGCAAACUCAAAUUCUUGACAUUCUAUUCCAUUUUCAUUUCAGUAUAUUUUUACAAAGUACAAUAUUAUAUAGUGCCAAUUUACUCAUUAAAAAAAGAUUUUAUAACUUUUGAAAUUAUUUUUGUGGGGCCAGAAAUCUUUUCAGUGGCAUGCAAUGAGUUGCAUUGCAAGCAUGAGGUAAAUUGGACCUAAAUAAAUCUUAAACUGUUGAAGUUAAAUACAACUGUACUGUAAAUCAGGGAGUGAUUUUUUUUUCUUUUUUGCGUGCCACUCGAGAGAUCUAUGUACCACUACACAUACCACCCUUUGGUCAAUACUGUAUCGUGCAAUUAGUUAAUCCCACGAUGCAUCUUGUAAAGUAAUGAAUGACGACCCAAGUCGGAAAGAUUUUGCCUCGUCUGAUGUGAUCAUAUCAACAUUUUUAAUUGGCCCAAGUCGUUAAUUUAUCUUUGUUAGCAUGCCGUUCCCGAUAUUCACGUUCAGAAUAUUUUCAGCAUUGUAAAUUAUUUCAAAUCAUGGCUCGCAGACCACCGGGCAUCCCCAAAGUGCAGUUUGAGAACUACUGAUUUAGCCAAUCCACUCAAAGUGGCAGCCAUGUAUACGCUCCAGACCAAUAGGGGGCAGCAUAUUCUACUCUGUAGGUUGACUUUGCCCGAUCAAACGCAUAUUUGAUUGUACGACAAUACCUCAUAUUUAUAUUUAUUAUUAUUAUUUGUUUUUUUUUCACUCCAGUAAAGUAGGGAUGGGGAACCGACGUGGCACAAUAGUUAACCCAUGGAUGCUCACAUGAGUCUCAGAAAAUCGCACUCUGGUAGAAAAAUUCUCAUUUUUUCUCAAUAGUUUCACUUUAAAAGUAAAACUCGAUACAUGGGAAUUUGCCUUUAAAAAAAUAUUUUUUCAUCUAGAAAUCUAUGUAAAAAAAAAAAAAAAGGUUCCCCACAUCUGCUUUGAAUCAAUGACAUGAAUGUUUUAAUAUAUUCCAGUCACUCCUUGGUUGCCAUAUUUGUUGUUAUGGAUUAUGGGUUACACUGUACUGUAAUCACCAUCGAGCAACGUGUUGUUUAUGGAUACGGACAGCGGCGGCGCCCGUCGCAUUCCGAAUGAUUGCCCAAUCACCAGCUCUCAUUUUGAAUUUUUCCCAUGUGCGUGUGUCUUUGUUUUUUUCAUUCUGUACAGACAAAAUGAGUCAAGAGCAAAGCACAGUCGUUAACUACCUACGGUAUUGCCCCAACGUGGCCUCGUGUAUGAUGGAUGAGGUUCUAUCUAUGUAACGCAGUAUGUGGACAGUACUGUACAGUAUAUUUGUAAAGUGGUGUUGGCUUAUUCAUCGCCACAUAUGCAAUAAUUACACAGUAGUAAUGCAGUCAUGGGAGUGAAGCGAAUUCACCCAGCCUGCGUUGAUUCGUGUCCUGGGUGAAAUUUUACUGCAUGUGACAAUGUUACUCAUUUUUUGUCUGCCAGGAACGAGUAUUACUACCACACACUUAAAAGAAAAGAAAAAUUGCACCAAGAGAUGAAAGUGCUCCACUUGAAUACAUUUGUAUAUACAAUUUUAAAAAGGGGACGUAUAAUUUGGAGUAAUAAGUUGAAGUUGUAGUAUUACAAAAAUGGGUCAUAUAGUUUUCAGGAAAAUGCUGUCUUUUCUAUGUUACUUAUAUAUUUCCUCGAAAAUAUAUAUACAAUUUUUAAUCUGAAAAAAAUUAAUGAAUUUAUUCACAAUUUACCCCCCAAAUAUAACCAUAUUUAUUUAUUUCUAGUAUUAAGAGAAUAAUGUUUUAAGAAGUUGAAUCUCUUACUAAUCUUAUGUAAGUCACUUUAUAUUUCAAAUAAAAAUGUACAACUUUCCCAAAUCCAUCGAAUGGACUUACUUUUAGCCCCAAAAAAUUGAUUUUUUUGUUCCUCAAAACAUUUUUUUUCCCAAAAUUACUUGUAAGAUUAUGACUUUAAUAUGAAAAAUAUCAAUUUACUCUCUCAAAGAUAUAGCAAUAAAAGAGGAUAAUGUAUACAACUAUUUUUUUAAACAUUUCACCAAAAAUAGAAAAAUGAAAUACUUUGUCUCCCCAAAAUAUUUGACUUCAUCUCGUAAAUUACAAUUUGAAUCUCAAAAUAUGACUUUUACAUUCUAAGAAAUAUAGGACUUUAUUCUCAUGCUAUAAUGACCUUAAUUUCAAAUAUUUUUCAUCAAAAAAGAUACAGCUUUUCAUUUCAAAAAGAUCAUUUUUCCUGGACAAAUAUAGAAAAAUAUGCAACCUUACUUUGAAUUGCCAUUUUUUUUUUAACAUGAAAAGGUACAACCCAAUUGUGGAAUAUUUUACUUUACUACUGCUUUUAAUUUUUUUAAAUCUGGAAAAUACGUUUCUCAAAAAGGUACUUUUAUUUAGAAUAUUUUUUUCUCCAUAAAUGCAUGACUACUUG